Messenger RNA from Morus notabilis, 1893 nucleotides. RefSeq lists its product as uncharacterized. The record is from RefSeq and is a predicted model, not a curated record. Lineage: Eukaryota; Viridiplantae; Streptophyta; Magnoliopsida; Rosales; Moraceae. The coding region runs from base 205 to 1581 and encodes 458 amino acids. The transcript is spliced from 9 exons.
GGCCUUACUUUGGUUUGGAAUCUGGUGUGGAGAUCGGAGUCAGGCUCGGCAACUCCUUUUCGUCCCCGAAAGCUCCGGCGAGGAUUCUCAUUCCUCGAAGAAGGAGGACGAGGGAGAAUAAGGGCGAGAGAAUCGAAUUCGACGGCCAUGGCGGUUUGGUUUUGAUGUGUGAACUCGACGGUCUUGGAACGAAUUUGGGAAAGAAUGGCGGCUAGGGUUCCGUUGCAGCACUUUGGUAUGAGAUCGGCGGCGAAUUCGUACAUCGGAAGCCCUUUGCACGAUCUCAACACCGUCGAUCCGCCGGCGGCGGACAUCGAAUCCAUCAGCGACGUUGACCGCGACGGCGUCACCGAGGAUAGCCUCGACAACGACGAUGACUCCAAUGCCGUUGUUAGUGACUGCAUGCAUGAGUCGUAUAGGAAUUCUUUACCACUUCACAGUGUAGGAGUUGAUGAAGAGCGCUCCAGCCUUGAGAAUAAUGGGCCUUCGCGGGGUGCCUUCGAUUUGUUGACUAUUGAAGAUGUCUCGCCUAUUGAAUCAGCCAGAGCAAGAUUUCUGCAAAUUAUUGUGGAUCAUUUUAUCCGUGAUCAUGUGAUUGAAGUUGCUGAGUCAGAGGCUGAUUAUAACGGUCAAUCUAGUCAAGACAAACUGAAUAAGAGGAAGGCUAGAGAGGUCCAGUAUGAAGGCGAUCCAAGGUUUGCUUUGCCCUUAAUGUACAUGGCAAACAUGUACGAAACUUUAGUUAAUGAUGUAAAUAUUAGACUUGCUUCCUUAAAUGGUAUUCGUGACAAGACAAUUGGGGUAGCCCUCGAAGCAGCUGGUGGUUUGUAUAGAAGGCUAGCUAAGAAAUUUCCCAAAAAGGGAACAUGCACGUUCAGAAGAAGAGAAUUGGCAACUUCUCUUGAAACAAGGACAAGAUUUCCAGAACUAGUUAUUCAAGAAGAGAAGCGUGUUCGGUUUGUAGUGGUCAAUGGGUUAGAUAUUGUUGAAAAACCUAAUAGCAUGCCGAUGGACGAUGCAGAGUGGUUUAAACGAUUGACAGGUCGGGAUGAAGUUGCUGUGUCUACUCGAGACUAUAAGUUCUAUUCUCCAAGACACAAGUAUAGGCGUGUUGCUUCAAGUUCUGUAUCUAACAUUCCUGGUUUACCUAGUUUUCCUACAAGUGAUAAUUCUUCCGUGUUGGGCACUACUCAAGGAUUCCGUGCAGUGAGUGAAACACAAACUCAGCAGCAUACUCCUUGCAAACAUCAUGUGCAACCACUGUUGCACCAACCGCAGUUUCAUCCUGUUCACCAGAAUCAUCAUCAACCAAUGCACCAAAGUCAACAUGCUGCCCAGUACUCUCAAAGCCAUCAAUGCGCUCCACCAUCACACCUGCCUGAACUUGGUCAUGCUCAUCAUUCGCCGACCAUGUCACAACACAUAGCUUGCUUACAACCCCUUACAGGAGGCUACGUUGGGGGACGUUUACAUGUACUGCCGUCCAGUCCGGCAAAGUUCUGUGAUCAAUGUGGGGCCCCUUAUUUGAGAGAAACAUCGAAGUUCUGCUCAGAAUGUGGCGCUAAGAGGUUGGGAAUAUGAUGGGAUUUUCUCCUUCUUUCUGAGGUGGGAUUUGUUUCUUUAUGAGGCUCCUCUCGUGCAGGCUUUUAAACGCUGAACGACAAAUUUGACCUUAGGUGAAUGAGUUAUCUGUAUGUUUAAAAAUGUAAAUUAUCAAUCUAAUAGAAAGUAGAACCUUUGCUCAAAAGACGAGAAGAGAGAAAAACGUUACGUUAUAGAAGUAGCAUUUAGCUUUUCAUAUAAAAGCCUGGAUUGGAGAACAGAAUUAUGCUGGGAUAUGUAACCUUUUUGUUAAAUGUGAGGAUCAAUUACAAAAAGGGAAAAUAGUAGAAA